This is a messenger RNA of Durusdinium trenchii, 1083 nucleotides long. NCBI's taxonomy places the organism in Eukaryota, Dinophyceae, Suessiales, Symbiodiniaceae. The record is from the annotation of a GenBank genome assembly.
AUGGGCGGCUGCGAAAGCUGUGCCACGGGCCGCCGGAAGGAGGCGCCGGGGACGCGACGCGACGCGUUCACGACGCCCGGCACGAAGCGAAGAGGAGUGAGACGCGGCAUGGCGACUCCCGGAACCUACGCGAUGCCAUCCAAAGAGCAGCUGGGCGGAGUUCGACCGUGUGCUGAUAAGCUGCGAGCCGAUUCUUCCACCGUGGACGGGAUGCUGAGCGGUCUUCUUCGGUCGCCCAAUUUUGUUUAUAUGAACUCCUUGGGCGCAGAGGCCGAGGGAAUGGAUGUCCUCGCCGCCAGGCGGCUUUAUUCGGAGCUGGCGAAGCAAGAGCGGCAGAGCCCCGAACGGGCGCAGGAGAUGCUCCGCUGGGCGGCCUCGACGCAAGAUGGUGUGAUCCUGAGGCAAGUCAUCGAGGAGGUGGAGACCUUGUGCCCCGAUUCGGUGGCGCUACAACCGGCACGCAAGCGCUUGGCCGAGUACCAGGAGGAGAUGAAGCGGCGCAUCAGUCGGACGCAGGACCUGCAGAAGCUCUCCUUCUUUCUGGACCGAGCCAGGCAGAUGGGCAUCCCUUCGGCGGAGCUGGCUGAGCACUUUCACCGGAUCGAGGUGUCGCUGCCCGAGUUCCGGCGCCUCACGGGGCACACGGCGGUGGGCGGCGCCUGCUUGUCCCAGGGGCUGCUGCCCGGCUGCGAGGAGCGCACGAUCUCGCAAUGGUCUCCCUUUGCCCUGGGCAAUCCCAAAGUGGAGACAGUGAAGGACCUCAUCUCCUUGCGUUGCAAGGGCGCCAUCGGCGCGCCCUGGUUCGAAGACCGGGAGCGGCCCAUCGCCGGGGUCGACCUGGCCGAGCCAGGCGGCUCCUAUCAGUCCUAUUCCAUGCUGAGAGACCACAGGUUGAAGCACGCCCGUUGCCCCAACAGUCCUGGAGUGAUGUUUGACCAGAUGAAGGGACCCCCGAUUACCUCCUACGACUACGGCUUCUACCCAGCAGACAUCCGGCCACCAAGGUAUCCCAUCUCCUCCACGUGGAUCUCACGGAGUGCUUCGGAGCUGCAGAAGACGUUGAAGACCUCCAAGGGCCGCUGA